CCCAGCCGCUUGUAAACAAUUGGGAACCGCAGAUCCAAAAUGACCGAAAUUUGUGCGGCUAUGGAGGCGCUGUUCCCCUGCCGGGAAGCUACUAUCGAAACACUGGGGGACCUGAUAGGAGACUGCGAAGACGUCUACCCUUCGGCCAUCUACCUCUUCGGACACAGUGGAACAGGAAAGACAUCCAUAACACGGGAGUUUCUCAGGGAAUGUGGCAGGAGGCAAAAGGUGAGGACCGCCCACUUGAACGCCAUCGAGUGCUACACCACGAAGAUCAUGCUGGAGAACCUAUUGGAUUCGUUAGCUUCCGGGCAAGGUCCCAUCAAAGCCGACAACAUGCUGGAUUUUGUGGAGCAACUGCGACGGUGGCACGACGAUCCAGAGGGACUUUCAGAAGGCUUCCUCAUUGCCGUGGAUAACGCAGAACGCCUCCGAGACAUGGACGCUAAUGUUUUGCCGGUGCUUCUUCGAUUGCAACAGCUCACCAAACUUAAUCUGUGUGUUAUUCUCAUGUCGCAAUUACCCUUUGAGAAGUUCUACAACAAAACUGGUCUGAGCGAUGUGAUCAUUCUCCAUUUGGCCCAGUAUAACAAGGGAGAGACUCAGCGGAUCCUGGCAUCUGAUUUUUCCCAGAUGCGUGGUAAUUUAAUUAAAAAAUAUGCCAAAGAACAUGAUCGCUUAGAGAUAUUCAAGGAGGUCAUGACCGAGGACUUCUACAAUAACUAUAUGAACAUAUUCCUCAGCGUUUUUUACAAAGCAUGUCGGGAUUUACCAGAGCUUCAAUUAACUGCAAGGAAAUGCUUUUCAAUCUACUUGGAGCCUGUGCUGGAUGGCAGUGUAGAGGCUACAGACAUAUCCCGCCUUUGGCGACAUAUCGCAGGUCCUCUUCGAUCGGCUCUUACACAAAUCUACAUGCGCAUUGAAAAGCCACUAGACGAGGCUGAAGGUUCGACCAACUUAGAGGAUCAGAGUGUCCGUAAAAUGGCCCAGUCGCUGGAACUGCCGUACUAUGCCAAGUAUCUGCUGAUUGCUGCAUUCCUAGCCAGUCACAAUGCCGCGAAUCAGGACAAGCGUCUCUUUGUCAAGCACCACGGGAAACAGCGCAAGCGAAUGCAGACUGUUAACGCCAGAGCGAAGACCACCGAGAAAAUGUCAACAUUUGUGGGUCCUAAAUCCUUUAGCAUCGACCGUCUUCUGGCUAUUUUCUACGCUAUUCUCGAGGAGAAAGUGGGUUUAACAUGCAAUCUUCUAUCCCAGAUCUCAACCUUGGUCCACCUCAAACUGCUUAGCUUUGUCUCCGGCGAGCAGAACAUUAUGGACGGCUCCGCUCGGCUGGAGUGCACGGUGGGUUUGGAGUUUGUUCUUCAGAUCGGAAAGGUGGUGGGCUUUAAUGUCCGUCAAUACCUCUGUGACUUUAUGUAAUGUUAAAGUUUAAGUUUAAUCUUUUCUGAAUAUAUUCAAUAAAUAGUCUGGUACAUCGCUGA
Molecule: messenger RNA, 1484 nt
Organism: Drosophila ananassae
Lineage: Eukaryota; Metazoa; Arthropoda; Insecta; Diptera; Drosophilidae
Gene: Orc5
Product: origin recognition complex subunit 5
Exons: 2
Coding region: 40-1422 (460 amino acids)
Biological process (GO): DNA replication initiation; DNA replication
Cellular component (GO): nuclear origin of replication recognition complex; nucleus
Molecular function (GO): DNA replication origin binding
Source: RefSeq, a predicted model, not a curated record